Aspergillus glaucus CBS 516.65 is the source of this 2087-nucleotide messenger RNA. Its product is annotated as DNA-binding domain-containing protein. The record is from RefSeq and is a predicted model, not a curated record. Lineage: Eukaryota; Fungi; Ascomycota; Eurotiomycetes; Eurotiales; Aspergillaceae. The coding region runs from base 31 to 1995 and encodes 654 amino acids. The transcript is spliced from 2 exons.
CUUUAUCACUGGUAUUCAUUCCAGAUAGCGAUGGAGAAAAAUUUACCUUCUCGUCGCAGAGAUGCCCCGAAGCAUCGGAUCACAGCUGCAGAGACCGACAACUCCAUACUAAGCAUAGACCCAAUUUGUUCAUCUCUAUCGACAAUAGAGCCUCUUGAAGCUUCUGUCUCCAGUUUAUCAACCUGCCAUAGAGACGCAGACUUCCUGAGCAAUGACCCAUUACAUGAAUUCGAGCCAUACCCACCUGACGACAAUUACUAUAUCAAUAUCAAUCUCGCCAACCCCUUACAACACAGUCAAGACCACGGGAGCUCGGCAUACUGUAUACCCAAUACACCCCUUCUUCGCCAUCCUGGGACCAGUGAAUCGGGAAACAUGCCCCAAGAAGAUUUUGCCACGCAGAGCAGUGAAGCAACGUCAUAUCUAACCAACGAUUUUGACGUACAAUUUUCUUCUUACUCCCAAACCAUCGACCCAACCAUGGAUUAUUGGUCGACGCUGAGCCCAUUAGAUCGCUGGGAGAACUCCCCGCCAGAGGCGGAGGCAGCAUGUCUCGAUGAUAUCCUGAGCUCUGUGAAGAAAAGUUCAAUGGAAGAAAAAUCACAAAAGUUGCGACGGAAAACUCAAAGCUCGGGUGUUUCCAAGCCACGUGGUCAACAGUCCCAACGCCAAACACCCUCGGUGGCUGCAUCUGAUUCAGCCAGGUCCAGUGCUUCAAGUACCUCUGCAUCGUCAGCACAUAGCUUAGGCUCUAAUAAUUCGAAGUCAUUUGGUAAGUUUUAUGUGGGAGAGUCUACACGUCGCCGACGCCGACGCCAACAGAAGGACUCUUCCAUGCACCACCUUCGGCCUGAGCAGCCACCACAACGACCAUACCAGUGUACGUUCUGUACAGACGCAUUUAAAUCAAAGCAUGACUGGGUACGCCAUGAGAAAACACUACAUCUGUCAUUGGAAAGAUGGCCCUGUGCUCCGUUUGGGCCUACCUAUGAGGACGAAGCCACUAGCACACCGCGAUGUGCUUUUUGCGGCACCGAGAACCCUCCAGAGAGUCAUAUUAGAGAGCAUCGCUUCUGGGAAUGCCAAGACAAGCCACUUACACUACGGACAUUCUACCGGAAAGAUCAUCUCACACAGCAUCUGCGUCUAGUACAUGGAGUCGAAGACAUAGCAGCCAGGAUGACAACAUGGAAGUCUGAGGUCACGCAUGUCAACUCUCGCUGCGGAUUCUGUGGGGACACAUUCACACAAUGGCCAGAACGGAACAAUCACCUUGCGGCACAUUACCGGAAAGGAGCCUCUAUGAAAGAUUGGAAGGGCUGUCGGGGUCUUGAUCCCGCUGUAGCUCUCGCGGUGGACAAUGCCAUGCCCCCAUAUCUUAUUGGAAUUGAAUCCAAUGGUGUGGAUCCUUUCAGUGCCUCUACCCGAGGCUGUCCACCCACGGCGGCAAUUGAUAGUAGAGCUUAUGGCGCAUUCUGUCCUAAUCAACCGAAGGAGGCUCAGCCGACUCCCUUUGAGCAGCUCACGGAACACUUGAUACGAUUCGUUCGAAGGAAGCAAGCGCAAGGAUCGCCCAUUACCGAUGAAUGUAUACAACAGGAAGCACGUGGCCUUCUGUAUGGAGAUGACGAUCCCUGGAACCAAACCGCAGCAGAUAGUCCCGAGUGGCUGAGACUUUUCAAGGAGGGAAUUGGUUUGAACGCGUCAACUCCAAACCUGGAUCCUGGUACAUCAAAUAUAUCUUCUAAUGCUAUCUUCCCACUUCCGUGGACAGCAGAUGAAGAAUAUCAUCGGGUGAAAAAUCAAAAUGAAAUGUGCACCAAUGGCCUUGCUGGUGAAAUUGAUCCUUGGAUGCCUUGGGCAUGGCAAAGUCCUGAAUGCCUUGCGGAGUUUCGCAAAUUCAGGGAUGGCUCCAUUUCGUGCUCUACCCCACAGCAAACAGGGAUGUACUCUGCUCAGGAGUCCUCAGCAGCAGAAGCAGAUUUGCCUUUUUGAUCAGUAUCGCGAUUUGAGAAUAGUGACAGGGCUCCUUUAAAGCGACAAGCGAGUCUGGAUCCCGACACGGAUCCAUAGGUCAUUAUCAGUAG